Lytechinus pictus (painted urchin) is the source of this 2783-nucleotide messenger RNA. RefSeq lists its product as uncharacterized. Lineage: Eukaryota; Metazoa; Echinodermata; Echinoidea; Temnopleuroida; Toxopneustidae. The record is from RefSeq and is a predicted model, not a curated record. Bases 265 to 642 code for a protein of 125 amino acids. The transcript is spliced from 3 exons. Gene Ontology annotation, molecular function: protein binding.
GGAGAGAGGGCAACUUAUCACAUCAGACUGGUCUCUUCAGGAGGUCAGAGUUUCCGAACUGGACAAUACACACCAGCUGCUUGUAGCAAUAUCCAUAUCAAGACAAAUCCAGCUACAUAUAGGGUUUUGAAGGAGCUUGAGACUUAAAUGACAUCUUUGUUGCUGGUUUCUUUAUAUUUUGGACUUUGAACAGAUUUGGCUCCCAGUGAGCCUCGCAAUAUCACCAUUACUGUCAUUGGACCUAAUACGGCUCAGGUCUCUUGGAUGGAGCCCAUCACCUUCUACAACUCUAUUGACAGUUAUACUGUCUCCUUCCGAGAGAUCAAUGACUCCACACCAAAAAUUGCUGCAGAGAUCACCAACACCUCGCGUGUUUUGUACAAGCUUCGUGAAGAUGCAACAUACGAGGUUAUCGUUAGAGCAUUCACUAUGAGCACGUUUCUUGGGAGAGGCCUCCUCCAGGGCGAGGCAUCCUUUCCUCAACAAUUUGUCAUGUCGUAUAUCCCUCCUACAUCUGGAUUGACUCCAGGAGGCACAGUCAAACCUAGAGAAGACGCUGGACGUGUUGUAGGUGUGGUCUUUGCACUUUUCGUGUUGCUUGGUCUAAUUUUGGGUGUACUGGGUUUUGUGGUUCUUAGGUAAGUUGCAUGUGAACAUAGCUUUUAUGAAUGAUUUUGUACUGACUUGUUUCUGAAAGCUACUAGAUUAACACAUAGAGUCGGUCAAUAACGAUUUGAUUACUGUCUUGACCAUUAUGAACUUUGAUAGUUUUAUUAUUUGGUCUACUUUUGUUUACUUUUAUUAUUUGGUCUACUUUUGUGUUAGGUGGUAUUUUGUCCAUAAAGGUCAAGAUGCUAAAAAAGAGAGGAAAUUAUGCCAAAAUGAUCAUGGGGAAAAAACACCUAAGGUUAGGUAUGGUGCUAGAUGCUUAACAGAAGAUCAAAUUCAGUGUAGUUGAUCAUCAUGUUUAUGAAGAUUGAUUGGAAAUUUAAAGUAGGCAAGUUCGUUAGAAUAUUAGAUUUAUUUUGUUUUGAUGAGCUAUUUUUUUCAUUAAAAAAAUCAAUUUAUUUUGCUUAUAAACAUGUGUGUUGAUUCUUUCCUUGUUCUUCCGGCAGGAAGUAAUUCCUCAAAAAGCUGUGCACAUCAGAAUCGGUAGACUAGCUUAGCUGGGGUAAUAUAGGAGCGCCUUGAGCACCUAGCAAGGUGGAUACGUGCGCUAUACAAAUCCUAUAUUAUUAUUUAUUUUCUCCAAGGAAAUAAACAAAUGUAUGACUUACUGAUUUAUCGAGAAUCUUGGGCAAGUGUCUUGAUUCACUAAUAAUGAUAACUGUUUGUCUCCCUCUUUUGGUAUGUGAGAGGAGACUGAGUCUGUUUACAUACAUUUACUGUACAUGUGGAUAAAUUAUAUAGAGUGAAGGGAAGGUUUACAUUGUUUGUGUUGGCAAACUGAUUCUAAAAAGAAAAUCCAAAAUCACAUGCCCACUUCAAGAUAAAAAUAAAGGCUAUCCAUUGUUUGAGGUUUGUAUUUUUGAAUGAAUAGUUUAUUAGGUAUCUUCUGGAUUUAUUUAUGCUAUAUCUCUCUGGUGUAUUAAUUUGAGGUCAAGAUUUAGUUUCAAUUUUAGACUAUUAACAACUUUCACUUCCUGAUUACAGAGAUAGAAAGAGGAGAGACAGAUAGAGAUUGAGAGAGAGAGAGUUAGAGUAGAAGGGGUAAACAAUAAGAGAAGGAGUGAGAGAAUAGGGGGAACAGAAUGAGAGUCAGAGAAACUAAAUGAGAGGCAGAGAGAGAGAGAGUGAGAGAGAGAUGCAUGCAUUACAGAUUAGAUAUAGAGAAUAAGUUGGUUUACAUCCAAUAUUGCAUGCCUGUUCAUAUGAAAAAGUGUACGCUCUUAUUAAAACAUUUGUACUGGAAUAUCGAAAGUGGACAAUGCAAGUUAUACUGUACGCUCUUACUUCAGGAAUUCGAAAAUGAAGGAAUGCCAUGUCCAUUUUGCAUAAUUUCAUAUUUUUUGUAACUGCUGUGAAAUUGUAUUUAAUAAAUCUUUCACCAAAGCUUUAUAUGCUUGGUGUGUCAGGAUGUAAUCCGGUUGGUCAGGAUAUAUGGUUUUCUUGUAUGGUCUCUCCUUUGAAGUGCUGGUAUAUGAUAUAAGAUAUCACUGUAAGUGCUAUGGAGAGGCAUUUUUGCCAACCAAUGUACAUUAUCUAGAGUGGAGUGAAAGAUUGGACAUAACUUACUCUCAGGUUUGGAUUGAAUACUAGGAUAAUAUAGGAGGAGGAAUUGCAUGAAAAGCUUUCCAGAUCUAGCAUUAUGUUCUCCAAACUCGAGAAUGUUGUCCGUCGAGGCACAGAAUUGUUGCGUGAACUUCCUACCAGGUAAAUAAUCCAUUAUUACAAGUCUAUACUUUUGUAAAUUAUGCAUUUUCUCCCAUUAAUUGAUAUAUUUUUUUGUAGGACUAUUCAAGAUUGUAUGACCAAUGCCUUUGAAAAUGUUGACUAUAGGAUGUAGAGAUUGUAUGAUAUGGAAUUUUAAUUUUGCAAGGGCUUAACUAGAUUAGUUUUUUUUUUUUUUAUACAUGGAAAAAUGUACACACCGCCCCUCCAAGUUUCAUAUCCUUUGAAGUAAAAAAAGAUUAAAAUGAAAGAAGAUUGCAAGAAAAUUCAAUUGGGAAUUGUAGAAAGUUAUGUGAAUAAACCAUAGAUCUUUCAGAAAUGUUGUAAUACUCCAUCUGAAAAGGAGAUGUAAAUUGUUCCUUUGAUCUGAAACUAGAAAUUAAUUUUCACUU